UAAUAUUACAUGCAUAAGUGUGGUAAUCUUUAUGUCUUAUCCUCACUAUGUAGUAAAUAGCUUGGACACAACAUUAUAAAGUGGCGUUGUGUCCUAAAGAACUUGGUACUUGGUAGAUAAUCACUUUUCAGGUGUAGAGGACAUGCAAAUGUAGCUGUCUUGGUGAAAAAGGUAAUUUAAUAACUGAAAAAUGUACAGUACACUUGUAAUGGUUGCUUAGUGUUUUCGAGGGAGUUGUUUUUCAAACAUGUUUGUGUCGGAACAUCAAAACGUUUUAAUAUAUAGAAAAUUUAUUCAGCAUAUGAUUUUCUAUGACUAUGUAUGUAGUCAGGUGGUCAGUUACUUCAUUGUUUGAACAUAUUUUUCUUAUGUCAUUUACGAAUUUCUCUCAUUUAAUCACUCUGCACCAACUUGUGAGAAUAUCCAACAAUGGUCAAACAUUGCAUAAAAUUAGUUGUGUUAGAUUAAUACUGCAUUUUAUACUCAUGCUUUGUUUGUGCCUUUUGUCAUUUUAUUUUUGACAUCUGUGUCAAGUUUAUGAGCGGGUUUACAUUUGUGGAAGUAUCAUGGAAGAGUGCUUAAAUGGCUUGCGGUUACAAAUUGCUCCUUUCUUGUAUGAAUGUAAACAUAUCAGACAAUAUUACAAUAUUAAAGCACUUUAAACUAAAUGACUGGGCUGAAGUGUCUUCCUUGUGUGAAGUUAGUCGGCAGUAACUGGGUUCCAUCAAACACCACGAGUGUGAGCGCAGUUACAUCUGACAUUACGCUAUUAUUGAUUCACUGAAUAAAAAAAACAAAUCACUGCAUAAUCGUUAAGACUGUGCAAAUCCUUCUAAUUCAGUGAUAACAUAUAUUAUAAUUCAAAGCGCUUCAGCGCUCCUGAAGAGAAAAUUAACACGAAUAAAUGGGACUCGUUUCAAUCCGUUCCGUGUCGCAGUCCCAGGCCACAGUUUAUCUCCUACCACAAGGGGGCGCGGCUUCCCGGAUCUUAUUACACAUUUGUGAAGGGCGGGCCUUUUAUGUGCCGCUGCUACAGGGAUACCAAGAUGGAAAUUCAGGGGCUUUCUAGAGCCCAAAACACACAGCAGCAACAUGGCGUCUCCUGUCGGCGGGACCUGUCCCGAGCUGGAGCGCGGAUAGACGCGCCGCGUCGCGCCGUUUCCAGCCAGCUCGGGCUCGGCGAUUAUUUGGACGCGCACGAUCUGGAGAGUGACAACAACAACAACCGGCCUGGGACGUCUCCGUUUCUGCUGGAGGAAAAUGGCAGCGGUGCUGGUGGUGGUGUUCCUGCGCUCGACAACCCCAAGCAGCAAGAGGAUCCCCGCAGCAGCCCCGCCGCGCGGCAGGCGCGAGCACAAAGCGCGAGCGCGGGGCUCUGUAACGUAGGCGGCACGUCGGCGACGACAGCGCCUGGGAAGGAGCCCUCGCCGCGACCGGACUGCCCGGGUCCGGGAGCAGCAGCCGCGGGGAGGAAGUUCACCUUUGACAACGCCGCCGGGGACAGUCACAGUCACGGUGCCGCGUUGCAAAUGGCGCUUCCUGUCGAUGUGCUUCAGCAGCAGGGCCCCUUGUUGCAGCCGACGCAGCCCCGAGCUCCGGUUUCAGCGCUGCAGCGUCCGGCGGCUGCGCCCUCCUCCGCCCCCGACGCUAGCAAAAGCGACCUGGGCGCCUCCGGCACGCACCGGAAAGACGAGCAGUUUUACGUGGUUUUCAGCGUCGCGCACGAGGGCAAUGGGUCCGGCGAGGCAGACUCGCGACGAGCCGCGUCCCGCGCCAGAGAGGGCGACACGGCCGCCGCCCAGGAGGAGGAGGAGGAGCCCCCCCGCAGCAGCAGCAGCAGGCAGGACGCGCUGAUGGAAGUGCAGAGCGGUUCCGGCCUCUCUGCCCCCGAGGAGGAAAACGUGUCCCAGCAUUUGGCGGGAAGAGUCCUCAGGAAGCCUUGUCCCGCGCGCGGUGCGACGACAGGUGACCGUGCUGCUGAGCUCAGGCUGGCGGUGGGGCCGGGAGACCGCGGUAAGAACGCGGUCACGGUGGGCACGCCUGGCGGAGGGGAGCGGCAUCACCCCCAGCAGCCGUCUCCCGGCGAGGCGGACGCAAUGGAGCACGCGCCCGCCGGCUCCGCCCUCAAGAGCCGAGGAGCCGCCGCGAUGACCCACGGCGCCUCUUUUCCCGAAGCUGUUCAGCUGAGCGACGCUACCGGCUCCGCUUACCUUCCGGAGCUGAACGUGUCCGCUGUGUCGACCGGGGCCUGCGGGCCUUCGAACGCUUCGCCCUCGGAUGAGACCUUCUCCGGGACCAUCAUGAUCAAUAACCAGAGCAUCGUGGUGACCAUUGAAAACGGGGUGCUGACGUUGCUCGCCCCACAGGAUGGUCACAGCCAGAAAGAGGAUGCCGCCGGCAGCUUGUUCAGCUUGAAGGAACAGCUAGGGGUGAAGGAUCACCAGGAUAUCGUGUUGAUCAAUUACGACAGUACCGCCAAGUCCUUUGGAAAGAAUGGAAAUGUGGCUGUAGGCGCCGUCCAGUAUGAGGAGCCCAGAGCCUGUUUGUCGGUGAAUGAUUCAGGGCUGACUCUAGAAGAAGAUUGUACCUUCUCAGAUCCAGGCUCCGUCCUGGAUUCGUGUGCCUCGGCUAAGGACGGGACAUUUUGUUCUUUAACAGAAGGAGAGAUGGUGGACCCUGGUUCAAAGGUUGGGUCCCACGACAGGUUGAUAACGUGCGAUGGCGAAGACCUUCCGUCCAGUAAGCUCUCAGGGUGUGUAGGAAUGAUGUCCAGGAAAGGAGCCUUGGUAACGUACCGCUGCCCGCAGUCAGACUGCAGCAAGACCUUUGACACCAAGCACAAGCUGAAGAUACACCUCCUUUCUCACACAGAAGACCAAAGGCCGUUCAAGUGCCCGGUAGAGGGCUGCGGCUGGUCCUUCACGACAUCCUACAAACUCAAGCGUCACCUGCAGUCCCACGACAAGGUGCGGCCGUUCACUUGCGAGUGGGAGAACUGCGGCCGCAAGUUCACCACGGUGUACAACCUGAAAGCGCACAUCAAAGCGCAUGACCAGGAGAACACGUUCGUGUGCGAGAUCUGCAGUGAGCGCUUUCGAAGCGCCACCAGGCUGGGCAACCACCAGCGCACCCACUUCGAACCCGAAAGACCCCACAAGUGUGAAUUCCCAGGCUGUGAGAAGACCUUCAUCACCUUCAGCGCUCUGUUCUCCCACAAUCGCACGCACUUCCGAGAGAUCGGCCAGUUCACCUGCAGUUACCCCGGCUGCGACAAGCGCUACGACAAAGCCUGUCGCCUAAAGAUCCACCUGCGCAGCCACACAGGUGAACGGCCAUUUGUGUGCGACUCGGAGGGCUGCGGGUGGUCCUUCACCAGCAUGUCCAAGCUUCUCAGACACAAAAGGAAGCACGAUGAUGAUCGGCGCUUCACCUGUCCGGAGGAAGGGUGCGGCAAGUCAUUCACGAGGGCCGAACACCUGAAGGGCCACAGCAUUACACACUUGGGCACCAAGCCUUUUGAGUGCCAUGUGGAAGGCUGCUCUGCCAAGUUCUCGGCACGCAGCAGUCUGUACAUCCACUCCAAGAAGCACCAGCAGGAUGGCGCGUCGCUACGCACACGCUGCCCUGUCGCCAACUGUAGCAAACACUUUUCCUCCCGGGGUAGCCUGAAGAGCCACAUGCUGAAACACCAUAAUAUCAGCCCCGACUUGCUCAGUCAGUUGGAGAUGACCACUUCUCUCACCCCGAGCAGUGAGCUCACAAGCACAGGCCCAACCGCUGGGGACAUGGACCUCGGUUCGCUCUUCUCUAGUGUCCCAGGAGGAGGUGCUGGUGUGACUGUAGGGCCAGGGACUGUGGCUGCACCAAGCUUGACUAUGGACAUGUCGCUGGUCAGCUCUGGUAUCUUGACCAUUGAUGCAGCCUCAGUGGGGACUACCCUUGGAGCUGCUGGGGGGGGCUUGGCCCAAGCAGUGGACCCUCUGAUAUUGGCAGCAGGGGCUGAAGUAGGACCCCCAGGCUUUGACGGUGGGCCUGCUGGAGUGCUCCCCCAGGGAACCCUGAACUUGGAUGAUGUCCAGACUGUGAAUCCAGAGGCCCUCGGCUCCCUAGCUGCAUUGGCUUUGCGAGCUCCUGCUGGGUCAGACCACCUUCACACUCUCAGCUCCUCUAGUGUACUGACUGCAGAACCCCCAGCCUCACUCACUCCCUCCAGCAGCCUUGCAGCCACCCCUGGCACGGAAUUGCUUUCACCACCCUCCAAACCAGACAGGGGGAGUGGCAAUGGCCCCCUUCUGGGCAGCACAGGUGUGUUGGGGCAGCAAGAGGGCAGCAAGGUGGUAACCCAGUUUGUGUUUCCUGGUCAUGCUGGUAGCUUCAGCGCACAGAAGGAUGCGGAACUCAAUGCAGCUCCAGCCUGUUCCUUCUUGGAGAGUGGGGGGUCAGCUCGGACUGACUACAGAGCUAUCCAGCUGGCCAAGAAGAAGAAGCAGAAAGGCCCAGGAGGUGGUCCUGGCCAAAGUCUGGGGCAGAGGAAGAGCAAGAGUGCAAAAGGUGCUUCUGUUUCAGCAGCUGGGGUUGCUGCAGGUGGCCGUUUCACCGACAGUGUGACCUCAGCUAGCGGGGAACUGACUCUCCGAGACCCUGUCACUGGGACACAGUAUGUUCAGAUACAGCUUCUACAGGAUGACCCAGCCAGUGAUGGGGAGCUGGCCUUCCAGCUCAGUUCUCAGACUUCAAGCUCCCACUCACAGCUUACUGUCGACCUGCCUGUCAACAUCCUGCAGGAACCCCCAGUCACAGCAGAGGAUGAUGCAGGAUCAGAUGCAUCACAGUUCACUGGAAGCACCAUUAACCUUCAGGACCUGGAGUGACUGAGGGAGUGAGUGUGUGUGUGUGUGUGUGUGUGUGUGUGUGUGUGGAGCAGUGCACAGAGCCAGCAUGGACAGCUCACAGAUAAGGACAAUGCAGGAGGCUUUUCAUGAACUCCACAGACAUGAGGGACAGAUGUUGGACAGAAGCCCACUGUCCAGUAAUGUAAAUGUGGAGAUAUUUGAGUGGCUUUUUGUAAAGUAUAUUUUCCAAGAGAAUAAAAUUUCUAAAAUGACCGUUUUGAUAAAGCUGGCAUUUAUAUGAAUUUAUACCUAAGGGGAUGGGUAUAUUGAAAUCGGCAAUCUUGCACCACAGAACAAAAUUUUUGCCAGGGAUUUUCUGAUUUUUAGGGGGGAAAAAACUCAUGUGCUUUUGAUGUUCAAGAAAUGCUGUGUUGUUUAAGAACACAGUUAAUUUUUACCCAUAACAAUUUACCAAUGCCAAAAAGAAAGCUCUCUAAAUAUUGGUAGAUCAACAGUCAGCAUUUCUACCCAGUUCUUGUAAUGGUGUUCCAGAAGGGCAUUUGAGUUUCUUCACCUUCCGAUUCUGCUCUCUCAGAUGUUUUUGAGUUUUUUUUUUUUUGCCUUUGUCAUGACAUUUACUUGCAUUAAAAUUAAUGGAAGAGAUGGUGUUUGUUAAUAAUGGUUUUUAUUUAUUUUUCUAUUGUGUGAAUCCUUGUUUGGUUAAUGAAUUUUAUUUUUGUCAUGCUAAGAUUAAAAUCCAUUUUAUAUGUUUGUGUAACUCAUGUACU
This is a messenger RNA of Scleropages formosus (Asian bonytongue), 5620 nucleotides long. Its product is annotated as zinc finger protein ZXDC. Gene Ontology annotation, cellular component: nucleus. The coding region runs from base 1020 to 4871 and encodes 1283 amino acids. The transcript has 10 exons. Lineage: Eukaryota; Metazoa; Chordata; Actinopteri; Osteoglossiformes; Osteoglossidae. Gene Ontology annotation, biological process: regulation of transcription by RNA polymerase II. The record is from RefSeq and is a predicted model, not a curated record. Gene Ontology annotation, molecular function: transcription coregulator activity.